Molecule: messenger RNA, 957 nt
Organism: Herpailurus yagouaroundi (jaguarundi)
Lineage: Eukaryota; Metazoa; Chordata; Mammalia; Carnivora; Felidae
Product: translation initiation factor IF-2-like
Exons: 4
Coding region: 1-957 (318 amino acids)
Source: RefSeq, a predicted model, not a curated record
AUGAAAUACUCCCAGCAAGAGGAAGGACGAAGAGGUCCUAAAACGAAUACCUGGACCUUCCUGCGGGCAGAUCCGCGAACAUACCCAGCCAUGCCUCAUCUUCACCCACAGUCUCCCGCUCCCCAAAAGCGCAGCGCCUCGGAGCCUGGCACGCUUUUCCCCUUCCCUCCCCCGGGGAGCGAUCCCAGCAGCUCCCCGCGUGAUGUCAGUGGGAUCCUGAGCCCCAUCCGCUCCACGGCUGGGGGGCGGGCAGACCGUGCUCCCGCACGCCGGGCAGAGCGCUCCAGGCCUCCCAUCCCCCGCCCCGGGGUCCCCGGCAGCCGCGCGCGCCGCCCCGCCGGCCCGCGCCACGCUCCGCCCUGGACGCCGCUGGUCCCGGCGCGGGGCAGCAGCACCGGCCGCGGCGGCAGCAGCAGCGGCUGCAGCUGCAGCAACAAGUCGGGUAAGUGGCCGCAGCUGGGCUUCUGCGCCUGCGGCCCGGCCCGCGGGGCGCGGCGGAGGGGGCCGGCGGAACCGUCCCGGGCUGGGGAGGGGGCCUGUCGCCUCCACGCUGCCGGGAGUUGGGCGCGCGGCCCCCACUUGCGGAAACUCGUGCGCGCACGUAUCCACUCUGGCGCCUGGGGCCGGCCCGCGGCGGAGCGGGGGCGGGGGGAGCCGGGACCCUCCGUGCAGCGCCUUUGCCAGCUGCCCGGCUCAGGCAGAGGAAAUUGGGGCUUUUCGGCCAACCCUGUGGACUGGGGUUCCCGCUGGGCCCCUGAAAGCAGGAGUACUCCCAGAGCGCGUGAUAACCCGGUUCCCCAUUCAGGGAUGCCACCCCUUUCCCAGGGGAAUCCAGACUUCCCUUUCCUGGGCCUUUUGGGCCAGGCUGUGUAUCCUGUGUCCACAAAACUGGUCGUUAAACAGCCAGGUGUAGCACAGAAAGAGGUUCCCCUCUCUAGGGGGCCAGAGGCUUAUUAA